Molecule: messenger RNA, 1497 nt
Organism: Opisthocomus hoazin
Lineage: Eukaryota; Metazoa; Chordata; Aves; Opisthocomiformes; Opisthocomidae
Source: RefSeq, a predicted model, not a curated record
AUGCGGCAGGCAGAUGAUGUGGGCGCAGCAGGAGGAUGGUGUGUAGUGUUCAAUUGUCGCAUGCUGCCUCUGGAGCUUGCAGCUGGUGUAUCUGGCAUGGCCCACGAUCUGCAGGUUGAAGGUGUUGAUCUUGAGGGAGUUGCUGGGUGCUUUGUGCGUUGUGGUAUGGAUGUGGUUUAUGAAGAAUUUAUCCAAAUGAGUUUUGCUGCUUGUAAAGUGGCCCUAGCCAUGCCUCCUUCACAGUGCUGUUACCCAGACUGCCUGGCACAUGCCGUGCAAAAUUCUGGUCUCGGAAAAUUUGGAAUCGGGGACAGUGUCUCAGCUCAUUGCUUGACUGGUGAGGAAAUUUUUUCUUUGCAUGGGAUACCGAACAACAGUCACGUAUCAAAUUCAAGCUUCUCUACAAUAUGUCCUGCUGUUUUGCAACAGCUAAUUUUUCACCCGUGUGAUCAUCAUGAAAACUUUGUGGAUACAUCUAAACCACAUGCUUUACAAGUUUGGGGAUUUGGGUUCCUGGCUGUGACUAUCAUUAACUUGGCAUCGCUUCUGGGAUUGGUUUUAACUCCCCUCUUAAAGAAGUCAUAUUUCCCCAAGGUUUUAACUUACUUUGUGGGCUUGGCCAUUGGCACUCUCUUUUCUAAUGCAAUUUUCCAGCUCAUUCCAGAGGCAUUUGGGUUUAACCCCAACGUAGACAACUAUGUUGAGAAAGCAGUUGCUGUGUUUGGUGGAUUCUAUAUUCUCUUCUUUGUGGAAAGGAUUCUUAAAGUGAUAUUGAAGAUCUAUAACCAGGCUGGCCAUGAUGACUCCGAAAAUGGUGAACAGAAUCAUUCUCAGGAUAAGACUAAACCACCCAAACCACUGUCAUCCAGCAAUGGGGGCACGUGUUAUGCAAAUUCAGCCAUCAUAGAAAGCAAUGGAAAUCUUGGUUUUGACAGCAUCAGUGUGGUCUCAGCACAGGAAGAAGCCGCCCAAGGCAUCUUAUGCAAGUGUCUCAAUGGGCAACCACUGUCAAAGGUUGGGACCAUUGCUUGGAUGGUAACACUGAGUGAUGCCGUACAUAAUUUCAUAGAUGGUUUGGCUAUUGGUGCUUCUUUCACUUUGUCCCUGUUUCAAGGGCUUAGUACUUCCAUCGCCAUCUUGUGUGAAGAGUUUCCUCAUGAACUGGGGGAUUUUGUCAUCUUGCUUAAUGCAGGAAUGAGUACUCGACAGGCUCUGUUUUUCAACUUUCUCUCUGCAUGUUCCUGUUAUGUUGGGCUGGCUUUUGGUAUAUUAGUAGGCAACAACUUUGCUCCUAAUAUCAUCUUUGCUGUAGCUGGUGGAAUGUUCCUGUACAUCUCUCUGGCAGAUAUGUUCCCAGAGAUGAAUGAUAUGCUGCAGGAGAAAGUGACAGGAAGAAAGAUGGAUCUCGCAUUCUUCCUUAUUCAGAAUGCUGGUUUACUAACGGGGUUUACUGCUAUACUGAUGAUUACCUUGUAUGCAGGAAAUAUUCAACUGUGA